AUGACGACGACAAUGCUCCCGUCAGGAGGCAUUGCCCUCGUCGGCGCCCCGAAUGGCGACAUUGGAGACAGACCACCGUCGGUGCAGGCCAUGCAGGUGGAGAUGACCCAGGACAUUGUCGACGAGCUCCUCGAGAGUAUGAGGAGCGGGAAACCGCCACAGAUUCUCUUUGGUCGGACUCCUCAACUGAAAUGCGGCGACAAGACCCACGUACUGCAGAGCAGUCCCGAGACGCACACAUACGAGCUGUACAAAUCCAGCGGGACUGGCAGCGACGAUGACCUCGAAUUCGCCGGCGUGAUCAACCACAACCUCAUUGUGCAGGAGGCCGCAGAUGUGACAGCGGGCGUUGAUUCGGCGUUAGCCACCCUCAAGAGUAGCAUGGCUGCGAUCUCAGAGUUCAAGGAAGCCAACAAGACUAUCGUCGGCGAUGCUACUCCUGUUCGCACUCCUGGGCACCGCCGUUACCCUUCGACAGGGUUCAAGCCGGUGCACCUUGCGCCUUCCAAGGUCGGCUCGCCGCUCCCAAGCAUGCCUGCCUCGCCCAUGCACAAACGCCCUCCUACAUCGCAGCCGAGCGGUACUCACGAGGCUAUCAUUGCUGCUCUUCGUGUUCCCGUCAUUCACUUGCUCGCCCGUGAGCCUGCGAAUGAGGCCUCUCUUGCUAAGACAUGUCGCACAUCUACCGCCAGCAUGCGGGAGCUUUUGCCCAAGAUUGCCAAGCGCUCUACCCAAGACACAGACAAGUGGCAGCUGACUGACAAAUCGUUCCGCGAAAUUAACCCCUAUAACUUUCCUUACGCAACCUCUGAGGAGCGAGAGCAGGCGAUCGAAGGUGCAAUCAAGUCGUUUGAUCGCCUCCGAUUGACGAAAGAUGACAAGCUUUGGCAGAUCUUGCUGCCACGUGAAGAGCGAGGACAGGGCAAAUGUUUAUCACGCUCGAAAGUGAAGCCGUUGGAGGCAAAGCCCAAAGCUUCGACUCCUCUACACAAGAUGUCAGAUUUCACCAAGAAGAAGCCUGCCGUGAAGAAGGCUGAUGACAAGACUGCGGAGAAGAAGGCCGACGGCGAGAAGAAAAUCAAGACGAUCAAGGAGGCCUCCUCUGACAGCAAAGCGGCCCCCCGCCCUGCUCUAUCGACUGAAGCUCCCAAGAUCCGUACCAAGAAGGUACCCACAGCCGAAGUCAACUCUUCCAACUCUACACCACGCACGAAGCCCAAGAUGGCUGUUGCACGCGAUUCUUAUCAGAACCGCCAGCAUAGACCCGUCAAGCCUGUCUACAACACGAAGCCAAAGAACCCUUCUCCUCUUUCAGCUUCACCUCCAGUCAACGCUAGCGACUUCGAGGACAGCCAUCCAGUCCAUAAGGCUCUUGCGGCAGCCGCUUCCCCUGUGAAGUCAUCGUACGGCAACUCUGAUCGAUCACUCAAGCGCAAGGCAAACGACAUUGAUAGCGACAUUCACAAUCACAGUCUUGCUGUGAAAAAGUCCAACGCCAAUCGCGCAACGCCUAACCACACCCUUUCGCACACCAACGGCAGGCUUAGCGGCUCUACUCCCUCGAGCAACGUCUCUCUCAAGCGCAAGUCUGACGAUUCCUCCACCUCCAACACACCUACUACUGCCCCCAAGGUCCGGAAAGUCGCCAGCAUCAAUGUCGGCCUUGUCUCCCGCUACACUCACAACAACUCUCACCCUUCUCCAGGCGACUCGUCGUCCUCGACUACAUCACCUACCAUCCCAAGCCUGAGUUUCCGCCAGACAGUCGAACUGUCUCAAAGGUUCCAAAAGUAUUACACCAAGUACGAAGAGCUGUAUUGGACGUUGACGGAGGCUACUUCUCCGCCGACCGAAGCACAGAGAAACGAUCUGCUCAAGAUGCACAAGAAGCUAGAAGAAAUGAAGAGGGAGAUCAAGGCCGGCGCCAGGGUGCAGCGCUGA
Molecule: messenger RNA, 1941 nt
Organism: Macroventuria anomochaeta
Lineage: Eukaryota; Fungi; Ascomycota; Dothideomycetes; Pleosporales; Didymellaceae
Exons: 4
Coding region: 1-1941 (646 amino acids)
Source: RefSeq, a predicted model, not a curated record